Rhizoctonia solani is the source of this 1326-nucleotide messenger RNA. RefSeq names its product Serine/threonine-protein kinase. The transcript has a single exon. Bases 1 to 1326 code for a protein of 441 amino acids. The record is from RefSeq and is a predicted model, not a curated record. NCBI's taxonomy places the organism in Eukaryota, Fungi, Basidiomycota, Agaricomycetes, Cantharellales, Ceratobasidiaceae.
AUGUCGCCUACCGAGAGCAACGGGAGUCCACGCUCGACCACGAGCCGCACGAGCGCGUUCUUCGCAUCGGGCUUUGGCUCCUCAGCUGGGCCCACUCCUGCUCCGCCCACUCCACUCGUCAAGUCAAAGUCCAUCUCCCGGCUCCACCAGCCCUCUCGUUCCUCGACCAUGUCCUCCUCGUCCACUUCGGGCAACAGCAACAACGACGACGGCAGCAGCACGUUUGCGUUCAACUCUGGGAUGGGCGGCGCCAGCGUUAAUCGCUCCGCCUCGGACUCAAAGUUUCGUCAGCCUCCACGCAAGGCGACGGCCAACGAUUCGUUCUUUAGCCAGAGCGCCGCGACGCUCAUGCCCGAGCCGCCCCCGAGCCUGUCCCGCCGCCCGUCUGCGCGGAGCCAACAUGGCCCGACGAGCAGGAGACCGGGCACGCCCGAUCGGGAUGCGGGUCCGAGUUUGUCCUUGUCCCCCGACAGGGCGGCGCGACUUCCUCCCCGCGAACGGUUCUUCCCGUCUCGUUCCAACGUUGACCGGCGUGAUCAGUGGGAAGAAGCGACUGGUGGUGGUGGAGGUGAUACCUGGGCUGGAUACGGUAGUCCGCCUGGGUUGAGCGGAUUUGCGAGUGCAGCGAGUUUGGGUGGACUCGCGUCUUGGGAGAAUCGGCGCUGGGGAGGGUCGCAGGCGAGUACAGGCUGGUCGGGCGGGAGCUCGCGCGGAGCGUCGCCUGCCCGUCCCGAAACGCGCGCAUUUGUCGACUUGGAUGAAGGAGUGGGUGUUGGGGGAGGAGGCACUAUGGAACCUAGGAGACCGUCGCUUGAAGAAGUUGGACAACAGCAACAACAACAGCUUGGUGCCAAGGAUAAGCCAGCACCCACGGUGACGACAUCACUCUCGGCCGACUGGCGCGCGCUCGCAAAUGAAAAUACCCCGCGGCCGGUUACGGCUUCGUUGCCUGCCCCGAUCAACUUGACGCAUCAGAAGAAACCGGUGAGAAGUGCUCAUGCUCGUGCUGGCGGGGGUGAGAUUGCGCAACACCAUCAUCAUCAUCAUCCACCGCUCCAUCGUGAACACUCAAAUCUCCACCCCUCGAAUCCGGACGUUCCGAGACCGCCUUCUCCACGCGUUGGGACCCUCUUGUGCGACUCGGAUGUCAAACUCAAGUUGAUCAGCCGAUUAGGAGUCGGCGCAUUUAGUUGUGUCUGGUUAGCCGAGGACGAGGAGGGAAGUCUGGCGGUCGGAGAUCGAAGAGCGCACAGUACGAGCGAAGCCAAACGUCGAAGGGACAGACGGAUGCACGGUCUUCGCCCCUCUGCCCUCGGCGCAGAAUGA